AGUUUCAAACUCAAGUAGGAGCACAUGUAAACAUUUCAUUAGUGUCCUCUGGACAGUUGUAGAAUCGCUAUCUACAAUCAAUAUAUAAGUUCUUAAAGCUUAAACUUUCGAGUUUCAUACGUUAUUUUCAAAAAUUGUUAUACUUGUAGAAAAGACGUCCAUAAAUGUCAGUUACAUAUAUACGAACAUUUAUAUGAACACAUAUGCACGCAUACUGCAUUGAGAGUAAUCGCAGGAAAUAUGGCAGAGGAUAUGUCAAAAGAUAUGACAGAGGAUGUGGCAGAGAAUAUGGCGGAGGAGGAACAUGACCUACGACCUCCCCUUUUACAUUACAACAACUUUUUCCAUCCUAAUCUUUGUCAUGUUUGUAAGUCGACAGAACAGAACAAGCUGAGACCUUGCAUGAAGUGCAAAAUGAUCUUUUACUGCAGCGAGAACCAUAGACUGUUUGACCAAGUGGAACAUAAAGACAUCUGCCAAGCUAUAGAAAAUGUAAUUAAGCAAAAAGAUAUAUGGAGUAGUCGUAAAAUGAACCCGAAAGAAUGGAUUAACUUUAGAGGCUCGAAUGUAGAUGCUUUGAAGAGUAUGCUGCAACGUAAAUUGAAGAACCGGUAAUGGUGAGCAUCAACGAAUUCCGACAGAGCUUCUUCAUUUAAAAUCAAACAUUAAUGACAUGAAAUCAUUUAUUGAAGAAAGUUUAGAUUAUUCAGAGAGUAUAAAUCGUUGGCCACUUAAAUUUUACAUGUAUAGUGAAAACUUCUCAAAGCCGUUGACGCUGCUUUACGGGAUAAAGGUUGCAAAUUUAUCACCACUUCUGCCAAUGCAUGGUACCUUUGUCAUUCAUAUUAUAUAUGGAAACUUUGUGCUCUACAAACUUUCAUUAGCUUGGGAAAUCAUGUUGCACGAACUUUCUCACAUCACAAAUCUGAUAAUUAUAAUAAUAGAGCCAAUACUCGGGGAUAAUGCUAUAAACAUACAGCUUUGUGAUAUUUGCACACAUAGCAAGAAAAGUUUACAGUAUAUAAUUAUUUCUAAGAAUUAUCAUGAAUAUAGAGAGAGUGUGACUUUUAAAAGAGCAAAUCUGAUUAUAGUAUAUGAUGCAGAAUUGCAGAAUAACCAGAUAACGGUAUUAAAUUUACAAGCAAUGCAGCGUGAACACUGCCCUGUACUUUUAACUUCUUCAUCAGAAUAUGUGACUCAAAAUAACAUAAUUAAUAUACAGGAAAUGUUAGGCUUACACUUAGCACCAAUUUUUAAUAAUAUAAAUAAAUUCUUAUCUCAUAGACCAAUCAGGGAUUAUGUGAAUGACAAUGUGUUCAUUCCUUGUCAGUAUCUAAUUGUCUAUCAGGGCCUAUAUUCAACCAAACGAAAUCAAUAAUAUUAGAUGAUAAUUUUGUCGUUUCUCUGGUGGUAUAAUUGUAAAUAUGCAGGAUACAAUGCUUGGAUGAAUGGAUUUUUGAGAAUUUUCCGAUUUCUUAUUAUUUUAAAGCUGAUUUCGAAGACAUGUUUUGUUUAGUUUUAUUGCUCUCUCCUUGUUCUUUUUUUAGUGUACUAAAUAUACUAUGUAUUAAAGUAUUAAAUAAAUAUACUUGAUGCAUUUUCAAUAUGUAUUAAUAAUAUAUAUUAUUAAUAGUAUAAGUAUUUUUAGCUGAAUGAGAUAACACCGAGAGACAGAAUGAUAUAAUACUUCUUUCGUAAUAUGCAUUUAAUUAUCUACAGUAAUAUGUUUUUCAAGCUUAGGUUUUCCAACUAUUUCUUGCCUAAAUCGCUACUUGGAAAGUUUAUUGUUAAUUGUAUACUGUGCAAAAUACAUUCUUCUCAUAUAUAUUGUGUAUUCCAUAUAUUUUUAUUAAAGUUUGUUAAAGGAG
Odontomachus brunneus is the source of this 1868-nucleotide messenger RNA. RefSeq lists its product as uncharacterized. NCBI's taxonomy places the organism in Eukaryota, Metazoa, Arthropoda, Insecta, Hymenoptera, Formicidae. Bases 241 to 615 code for a protein of 124 amino acids. The transcript has 2 exons. The record is from RefSeq and is a predicted model, not a curated record.